CACACAUCUCUGAUAGUCGUCUUUUUAGUUGCAUCUUGUCUAAUCAUACCCGUGAUUGUUAUAAUUCAAGUUUCGCGGAUCAUGGCUGCUCGAGUUCUGGGUCGCAUACGAUGCGGGGGAAAGAGCUCAAAUGUUCCUUUCCCCUGCUUCUCGGCUUCGAUCAAUUGGCAGAAACCACGCAGGCCUACACCGAUCCACCAUAUUCGAUUCUACUCACCAUCACGAAUCCAAAAUGCUCCUUCUAUUGGACUAAAGGAAGGUGCUAAGAUCACUGCUGGUACAAAGGAAAUACCGAACAUAUGGCUCAGGGAUAACUGCCAGUGUGCGACGUGUGUUCACCCUGACACGAAACAACGUCUUUUGGACACAUUUCUGAUUCCAAAGGAUAUCCACAUCGAGAACACGUCUAAAACAGAAGAUGCCAUUAAAGUGCAAUGGAGCGAUGGCCACAUGAGCGAAUAUUCUAAAGCCUUUCUCGAAGAUACAGCCAGACCAUUCCUGGACCGCGCCAUCGUACGUCAAGGCAUGGUACCUCCCCAACUCUGGGGAGCCGAAAUACAUGACACACUCCCACAUGUUCACUAUCCCGAGUUUGGAAACAGUCCAGCCCUCGUCAAAUCUGUGCUCAAUAUCAUCCGCACAUACGGGCUCUGCACUAUUGCAGCAGCUCCCCAGACACCAGAAGAAACGGAGAAAAUCCUUAGCAGCAUCGCGUUUAUCCGCGAAACUCACUAUGGCGGCUUCUACGACUUCACGGCGGACCUUGCAUCCAAAGAUACCGCCUACACUAACAUUGCACUCGAGGCGCACACAGACAACACGUACUUCUCCGACCCGGCAGGUCUACAGGCAUUCCAUUUGCUCGAGCACGAUGGGGAAGGAGGUGAAAGUCUGUUAGUCGAUGGAUUCAAAGUAGCUGCAGACUUGAAGCGUGAGGACCCCCAGGCUUAUGAUGUUCUGGCGAGGACAAACGUACACUCUCACGCAUCCGGGAACGAAGGCAUCUCCAUCCAACCGUACCGCGGCUUUCCGGUCUUGCAGCACGAUCCGGUCACUGGUCUUCUUCUGCAGGUCCGGUGGAAUUCCUCGGAUCGAGCGGGGAUCGAGCUACCUGUUGACGAGGUGGAGAUUUGGUACGAUGCGGCACGGAAGUGGGAUGCACUCUUGAAGAAGGAGGAAAACGAAUACUGGCAUAAGAUGACACCAGGCUCCAUACUGAUCUUUGACAAUUGGAGAGUUUUGCACGGAAGAAGUGCAUUCACAGGGAAACGGAGAAUCUGUGGGGGUUAUAUCAAUCGCGAUGAUUGGAUCUCGAAAUUCAAGAUGGGAUACUUUGGCCAGGAUCAGGUAAUGGGGAAACUGGCGUCCGGUUAG
This is a messenger RNA of Periconia digitata, 1374 nucleotides long. The record is from the annotation of a GenBank genome assembly. Lineage: Eukaryota; Fungi; Ascomycota; Dothideomycetes; Pleosporales; Periconiaceae.